GGUUAUUAUUAUUUCUGCAUGGGCAAACACACCAGCUAUUUGAGCGAAACGUUCUUCUCUCAUUCACAUGAAAAUAACACGAACCACUAUUUCAUUCGCCUGUUCGGUGUUAUAGAGAUGCAGAAAGCUUACUACAGUGUUGAUGCAAUCGUAUUUUUCCUGCACUUUUGCUUACAUAUAUUCAUUGAGUUUGUGUUCGGUGUGCAAGUGAAAAAGAAAGAGGAUGAGAGAGGGAGACAGAAAUAGAGAGGUGUAAAAUAUGUGUAUGUUUACUUAUUUGCUUCUGCAUAUUUAUAUCCCAUUCACGUUGCUUUGAGAAAGUUCAAAUUGUCUUGGCUUAUUUCAAACAUGCCUCACAUAACAUACUAGUAUGUAAAAUAUAUUGUAUGUGUUGCACUCAGUGAAGCAGCCCGGUUUUCAUGAAGUCAUAUACUGUGAAUAUUAUCCAAUUCCACAGACAAUCACAAAUGCAUUAUUUUUAAAGCAUACACACCUAUACACUCAAAAGCAGCAGGAGAAGCAGUAACGCGAACCAAGAAUGAUUUUUAUUUACUCUUUCAUACUCACACGUAUAGUGUAUACUUCAAUCCAUUUGGUUUUAUCAGUUAGAAUUUAUUGCGUAGUGAGCACGAGUCUUUGGUUGAAUGUGUAGUAGAAAGAAAGAACAAACAAAAUAGCACCACAAAUAAUUCAUACUCAGUUUCAACGUAUUUUUUUGUGUGUGAAGACAAUGAAACACUAGCCAUGGCCAAAUGGAUGAUGCCAAACUAUCGUCAUGCCAAUGAAAUUAGUUUGUGUUUGAAUUUACAACGGUUCAACCAAAACUGAAUUUUUUGACUCAGGCAAUUUCCUAUUUACGUAUUUUUUUGUUGUUGCUUUGCGUGUGCACUCUGUACGCUUGACGCUUUAGAUACUCUAUUUUGUUAUUUCAGAUGAAAUAGCUCUCAGCGAAACACAACAGGAGAAUUUGGUUUGUUGUCACACUUAUGAUAGUAAUGUGCAUUGAAAUCAUUUUACGAAUUUGAAUAAAUUAAAUUGAACGUGUGUGAUAGUAUGCGAGUACAACGGAGUAAAAUGAUAAACUCCGUUACCAGGAAUAAAAUGCACCGCCGUAGAUUUGUUACUAUAUAGCUCAUCAAGACUGGAAAAUAAACAACUAAUAAAAAUAAAGCAUACAUCUAUACUUAAAUACAUAACGCAACAAUAUUUUAAACAUAUUCAAAAAUAAAAAAAAGCACAGAAUUAAAUGAAAAUGGAUCACGCUGAUUUGGUAUCUGAAAUGGUUCAAGUGGAGCAUUUGUCAACACAGGAUCGUCUACAUCUUGCACGAAUACGUCGUGCUCAUCAGUUAAAAGUGGCUAAACAACGCGAAAAAGAGUGGUUAAAACAGCAAGCUCGUCGUGAUCGUAGUACAAAUAAUGUAAAUAUAAGAAAACGUCGUCAUAUUUCAUUUGAAAAUAGUGUAGUUGUGCUAGAGGCAGCCGCUCGUAAUGACAUCGAAGAAGUGGGCCGAUUUCUUGAGCAAGGAGUUUCGGCUGACGUCACCAAUUGCGACGGUUUGACCCCACUCCACCAAUGUUGUAUUGAUAACAAUGCCGAUAUGCUAAGACUGUUAUUAGAUUAUGGAGCAAAUGUAAAUGCACAAGAUAGCGAAAAAUGGACCCCAUUGCAUGCAGCUGCAACGUGUGGACAUUUAUAUCUCGUUAAAUUACUGAUAAGUCGUGGUGCCAAUUUGCUUGCUGUGAAUGUUGAUGGAAACAUGCCGUACGAUUUAUGCGAUGACGAAGAGACGCUCGAUUGUAUUGAGGCUGAAAUGUCAAGGCGUGGCAUCACACAGGAACUUAUUGAUGAAACACGGGCAUCAACUGAAAAUCAAAUGCUCAAUGAUUUGCAAGUGAUUGUUGAUAAUGGCGGAGAUAUUGAUGUUCUUGACAAACAGGGUGCAACACCUUUACAUGUGGCAUCCGCAAACGGAUAUUCAAAAGUCGUUGAAUUUCUUUUAGAAAAUCAUGCUGCAGUGGAUGCUGUUGACAAAGAUCUAUGGACUCCAGCUCAUGCAGCCGCCUGUUGGGGACAUAUGGAAAUUCUUGAAAUGCUUGCAAUGAGUGGUGCCGAUCUAAAUGCCAAGAACAAAAACGAUGAAACACCUUCAGAUAUAUGCGAAGACAUGGAAAUUCGAGAACGAAUUGAACAACUUAAAUCAGAGCAAGAAAGUAAACGCUUGGCAGAGGCACAACGACGAAGAGUUCGUCGCUCACAAAGCAACAACACACGAGCACAAUCGGUGCGUCGGACAUCUCUGCGAGAUAAAACUUUAACUACUAAGAAGGAUGCACAAGAAGAGACUCGGCUUAGACUCAGAGCUCAAGAGGGUUACACUGCGCCAGCGGAUAAUAUAUCCAGUACUGAACCAAACUCAAUUUCAUCAGCAGUUGAUCAACCAGAUUCGGUCAACACCACCGGCAACCGAUUGUCAACAAACACCAAACAUCACAGUCAUAACAAUAAUAACAAUAACUCCAGUAGUAACAUAAAUAACAGUCAUAACAAUAAUAACAAUAAUUUAAGUCGAAAUAAUAAAACGGCGUUAAUCAGUAACACAUCUUACAAUGCAGUUCAUAAUUCAACGCAAAGGACCAUACCGAAAACGAAUAAUUCACACUAUGAAAGUACUAUUGGCAUAAAUUCAUCAUCAUAUGAGAAUGAAGGCAGUAGUGUGAUGCGAAAAUCACCAGAAGGAAAAGAUAACGAUUCGCUUCGCUUAGAAGAUAGUAAGCCAUCGAAGGAGUCGCAACCAAACUACCACGAUCCGAAUAACAAAUUGAUUGACCAACAACACCAAAGAAUUGGUAACGAUAUAUCUACCGAGAUUUUUUCUGCUUCUAAUGAUAAUGGCAAAAUUAAUGUUCAAGUCACCGUGCUUGUUGACACUCAUAAGAUGGAUCAAUCGCACGCAGGAACAACCUUGGCCAAUUUGAAAAAGCAACGAGCACAAUCACGUAAUAGCGCUGUAUCCGAGAAUGGCUCACUAAUAGCACCGAGUAUAACAACGGCAGCCAAUAGCAUUGGUCCAUCGAUGGAAAUGUCAUUUUUGUCAUCAUCGACAAAUGAACUGAUGCACGAUGAAUCAGCGGCAACCAUAACUAAGUUCAGUGGUGUGACAAGUGAUGUGGUCAGUGACAGCACCCGAUCAAGACGAUGCUGUAUUGUCAUGUAAAAUGAAGAGAUUAUAUCAAAACAAAACUAAAGCAUACACAAAACUCUAUAACGUUCCCCUAAUUUCGACACUGAUCAAUUAUGAUAAUAAGUAGAUUUAGUGCCCAAGUGUUCACUUAUAAAAAAAAUCACCUAUUUUGCUGCAUUCCAACAAAAUACUAAUCAAAAACAAAUUAUUAAUCAAACAAAUCGAUAAAUUAACAUUUCGAAAGCAAAUCAACUGUGAUCAAAACCGGCGGCAAAUGAUAUUUUUGUUCUUCUAAACCCAAAUAAAUUCAUUCAAUUUUAAGAUAUUACACACGGUAGCUUAUUAUAUUUUACACUUUCUAUCUCCGUUUCAAUAAAAAAAAAUCUUGCAUAUGUUAUAUUAUCUAUCGUCUCGUGAUUCAGUCCAGAUGAUGCGAAAUAGUCAGUUAUUUGGUACACAUGUUAAACCGGAGGAAAUGUUAAAAAGAUGAAUUCAAACAUAUGUCAUAUUCUACUCUUUCUUCCUUUACAUUCAAUAAGUAUCAUAAAAAAUUGAAAUGUGAUGAAAAACUGACUAUUUGGUUCGUUAAAAUGUCUGUUAUUAUCGUUGAGGAAGCGCCGUCAAUCUAUUUAUUUUUCUAUUUUGAUUGUUAUAAGCAAAUGAGUUGACAAAAUUUUUAUAUGUAUUAAUAUUCGUCAUAAGGCUUUUUUGAUGUGUCAAUUUGACAUUUCGAUAAAAUAGAUGAAUUCCUAAUAUCCUAGAUUAUCUUUGAAAAAACUAAAUUAUUAAUAGAAAAAGAUAAAAAAAGUUCAUAACACUUUUGAUCACAAACAAUUACUAAAAAAUAAGCAAUAAAUUGUGAUUGUGUAGAGCAUUCUAGUUGAUAAUAGCUCCGUCCCUCUCAUACAUUUUAUGUUCGUUCGUGCAUUGUUAUGUUUAUAAAAAUAAUAAGAUAACUAUGACAGCGUUUGCUAUAAAAAUGUUUGUGUUGAAAGAAAAUAACCAACUAAAGUUCAUUUAUAUAUUAAGCAUUAACAUUAAACAUAUUUAUUAAAUCAUUGUUCCAAAUGUAUAAACAUAUCAAUUUCACAACAAAAACCGAAAUUCUACUUAUUAGAGAAAAUUGUCGAAAAACAUACUUCAAUACGAAACACUGUUUAUAAUGUA
Contarinia nasturtii (swede midge) is the source of this 4351-nucleotide messenger RNA. It is a transcript of the gene MYPT-75D, whose product is annotated as protein phosphatase 1 regulatory subunit 16A. The coding region runs from base 1247 to 3217 and encodes 656 amino acids. Gene Ontology annotation, molecular function: phosphatase regulator activity; enzyme inhibitor activity; protein binding. Lineage: Eukaryota; Metazoa; Arthropoda; Insecta; Diptera; Cecidomyiidae. Gene Ontology annotation, cellular component: cytoplasm. The transcript is spliced from 12 exons. The record is from RefSeq and is a predicted model, not a curated record.